UGCUGCUUGCAGUGAAAUAGGACAAGUUGACGCAUGUGUGGGAGCGCACAGAAAGGAGGAAUAAACGCAGACACAGUAGGCUCGGCUCUGUCGGGAAACGGUGCGUGUUAUUUUAGCUUGAAGAGAAGAAGCUCCAGAGGGAGAAAGAGAAAGGAAGAGAAUCAGAGUGCUAUCUUUCCUGUGGGGGGUGUUUAUUUAUCCACCCUGCAACCUCAACAAGAAAACGCAGCCUUUGCGGAAUAGUCACAUUGAAGACGACACGUGUCGAUGCUUAACCACAUGUUUCCUGGGUGGACUGUGGUCUAAUUUCUUUAUUGUACCCACCCUUUGAGUACAUAUCUACUUUAUUAUAUAUAUAUUUUCUGUUCUCCAGCCGGAGCUGCUGUAGUGAUGUCAGAGGUGGAUGUCUCUGCAGACUGUGACCCCAGCCGACCACCGGGGCGAACAGAGGACAUGUUGAAAGAGACCCAGGAGAGCAGGACUUUACUGAUGGUUGCUAUGAUUUUACUGGACUUAAACAAAUGCAACCCAAACGCGAUCAGCCCAGGGGACAGUAAAUGUCUCGGAGGCAGCGACGCCGGCACACAGGAGAAGAAGGAUGAGCGGGGGAGUUGCCGGUUGAACGCCGGGGACAGCCGGGGCUCGGUGGCACCCAAACAGCCCCGGAGCAAGAGGGCGGCUCCGGCCACAGCGAGGCAGGAGUCUCCUGAGAAGAGACACUGCUGUCCUUUUACAGGCUGUGGGAAGAUGUACGGCAAGUCGUCCCACCUCAAAGCGCACCUAAGGGUGCACACCGGUGAGCGCCCCUUCGAGUGCACCUGGCCAGACUGCGGCAAAAAGUUCUCCAGAUCAGACGAGCUGACGCGUCACUACCGCACACACACGGGCGAGAAGCGCUUCAACUGUCCACUGUGUGACAAGUGCUUCAUCAGGAGCGACCACCUGACCAAACAUGCCCGACGACACGCAGGCUUCCAUCCCAGCAUGCUCCAGGGCUCAAGUGUGGCCAAAAGACGCCGCUGCUCCGUGUCCAUGUCCUCUUCUGACUCUGGAGACCAAAGCCCCGUUGGGGUGUGAGACACACCCGCAAUACUGUACAUAUAUGUAUACAUAAAGGUACAUGCAAUAGAUACAAAGGCUUAAACAAACAUAGACACGCCCUUACGUGUAAAGGCGUGUGCAUCUUGACACAAAUCCCAUGAGAUCAAUCAACUCAACCAGUCAGACCACUACUUAAAAAGUCUUCUAUGCAUGUAACAUUGUGAAACAGCAAACAGAAACAUACGUCUGAACCUGAGUGUAAUCAAACUAGAACUAGACCCCUCUUAUUCCCGCAGGUGGUUGGUAUUUAUUGAGGGUUAAUCAGGGUCUGUCACACAGGUUCUACUUGCUUUUCCAUUUGUAAUUAAUUUACUUUGUGUUGUGUGAGUUGUUUUUUUUUCCCUGGAAGAGACUGUAAUCCAAGAGGCAUUCAUGUACAUGUAUAGUUUCCAUUAACACUACAUGUGUUUACUUUGCAUCCCGAUUUUUAUUUGCAGGAUAAGAUAUUCCUAGUGGGUUAGGACGUUUUGGGAAUAGUCCUUUAGUAAGUUUUAUUGUUUCAUAUACACACUCACACUUGUACAGUCACUCUCCAGUCCAGGACAAGGCGAAUGUACAGUAUAGCAGUAUUAUCAUGUAAAUAGAUUCAACAGAUUCACUUCCAGAUGGUUGAUAUACUCAGUACACUGUAGUCAAUUGUUAUUAGAGAGGAAUAAGACAAAGCUAUAAUAUAGAGAAGUGCAGCGCUUGGGUAUUUAAUUUCAUAUAUUUGGCUAUGGACAUAGUGAAUGAGGCUUAAUGUGAGCUUGUAGGUAUAGUUUGUUUGUACAGAUUGUUUCCUGUGUUGAAACAUAAAUGUUGUCACAUCACGAUAAUGUUGCAAUUAAUUGCACCAAAGUACUGUAGCAGGACUUUGGCAAGACCAUAGCAAACCUCACGGGGAAAAUACAUUUCAACAUCGCUUUUUCAGGCUCAGAUUCUGCCAGGAAAACACAACAGGGUAUAAAGCCUUUAAAAAGGUAAAGUUGCAGACUUUACUUUUUCACUUGCAGUUGAUGCUAAGACCACGAUGAUUCACAUCCAGUUUGUGAACUGUAAACAAGGAGGUCUGUGCCUUUUGAAGGGAUUUUGUAGCAGAGAGGAAUUUCUACAUUUUCAACUACCUGAAUGAACAUUGUCAGAUUCUUUAAGUUGAUAUUCAGCGAUACUUUGAAUAUCAAUGACUGUCUCUUACGCCAACAGUGCCAGUUGCUGUACAUUUAAACUAACUUUUGUUUACUGUGUAAGUGGACUGCAUUUUAUCAGGGAAUAAUGUUGGUCAUUUCAGUCAAUGUUGCACCCUCUGGUGGUGACACGGAAGCACAACAUUUCUCAUAACAAUACGUCAUCAAACGUUUUUUUUUUUAUUUUCUGAGCUAGCCUUUUGCAAUACUAGCAUUUUGAGGCAGGUUCUGUUGAUCAGUUUGUGAAUCAAUCAAUUCCAUCAUGUAGCAUGUUUGUAUGUUUGUUUGGUACAGUGUCUUUUUUAUUUGUCUGGUAAUCUUUUGUAAUAAUACUAACGAGGUGAGAGGUCUUAUUCGUCCACUACAGGAGCCAGAAACAUUGAUGUCAUUAGUUUUCUUUUUAUACUUGCCACUUUUAAUGCAUUCAAACAUCCAGAUAGUGUGUAAAGUUAGGUGUAGUUAACCUUGUAGGACUCAAAGUACAUACAUUUGUAAAAGAAAUAAAUGCUGUUUUUCUUUCGUGGCAUUAUGACAACUGUGAUUAGAUGUUGGUGCCUUUCAGGUUGAAGCCCUUUUACUUCUGAUGCUACUGUACUGUAAUCAGGGACUGUCAACGCAGACCCAAUGUUAUCGCAAUAUACAUAGCUGUAAUAAUUACUGCUCAAGAAGUUUUAACAUUAAAAUUAUUUUUCUUUCUAAA
Epinephelus lanceolatus (giant grouper) is the source of this 2964-nucleotide messenger RNA. It is a transcript of the gene klf9, whose product is annotated as Kruppel like factor 9. Gene Ontology annotation, molecular function: DNA-binding transcription factor activity, RNA polymerase II-specific; RNA polymerase II cis-regulatory region sequence-specific DNA binding. Lineage: Eukaryota; Metazoa; Chordata; Actinopteri; Perciformes; Serranidae. The record is from RefSeq and is a predicted model, not a curated record. Gene Ontology annotation, biological process: regulation of transcription by RNA polymerase II.